Messenger RNA from Tarenaya hassleriana, 1208 nucleotides. RefSeq lists its product as uncharacterized. NCBI's taxonomy places the organism in Eukaryota, Viridiplantae, Streptophyta, Magnoliopsida, Brassicales, Cleomaceae. The record is from RefSeq and is a predicted model, not a curated record. Gene Ontology annotation, biological process: proteolysis. The transcript is spliced from 10 exons. Gene Ontology annotation, molecular function: metalloendopeptidase activity; ATP binding; ATP-dependent peptidase activity. The coding region runs from base 79 to 1098 and encodes 339 amino acids.
GGGGAAAAGGAUGUCCAAACGUUCUGCGUUCGUAAGCAAAUCAAGAUUUCCUCAGAAUCUCCUCCAAUUUCAGAAACUAUGGUUACAUUAUCUGUUGCCUCUGUUUCUUCAUCGUGUUUUACUCCGUUCUCUUCGUUUCAUCGGCGUUACAGUUUCAAGGGAACUCAAUGGAGCUUCCGUUUCCACAGUCGAUACCUUCCGUUUCCUUCAGCGGCUUCGGCGUCUUCGUCUUCCCCCGCUGCACCUGGAAUCGAUUUCACUUCUCUCGAUUCCGCCAUUAACAAGAAAGAUAGUGAUGGGGUGAAGGAAGCUCUUGAUCGGUUGAGUGAAGCAGGCUGGGCAAAGAAAUGGAGCUCUCAGCCAUACCUCUCCCGCCGUACGACAUCGCUUCGGGAGCUCACAACUCUGGGAAUCAAGAAUGCAGAGAACCUCGCAAUCCCUAGUGUCAGGAACGAUGCGGCUUUUCUUUUCACAGUGGUCGGAACAACUAGCUUCUUAGCUGUCCUCGCUGGCCAGCUUCCUGGGGAUUGGGGCUUCUUUCUACCUUACUUGAUUGGGAGCAUUUCUUUGGUGGUUUUAGCCGUCGGAAGCAUUUCCCCAGGGCUUCUUCAAGCUGCUAUCUCAGGGUUUUCAACCUUCUUCCCUGAUUAUCAAGAACGGAUAGCCAGCCAUGAAGCUGCCCACUUCUUAGUCGCUUAUUUGCUUGGACUUCCGAUACUUGGGUAUUCCUUAGACAUUGGGAAAGAACACGUCAAUCUCAUCGAUAAAAGACUAGAGCAAUUGAUAUACAGCGGUCAGCUUGAUGCAAAGGAGCUCGAUAGGCUGGCAGUCAUAGCAAUGGCUGGACUUACGGCAGAGGGGCUCAAGUAUGACAAAGUGGUUGGCCAGUCCGCGGAUCUCUUCACUCUUCAGAGAUUCAUAAACAGAAGCACUCCCAAACUUAGCAACGAUCAGCAGCAAAAUCUCACCAGAUGGGCCGUUCUGUACGCGGGAUCUCUGCUGAAGAACAACAAGGCGAUCCACGAAGCCCUAAUGGCUGCAAUGACGAACAAAUCGACUGUACUCGAGUGCAUUCAAGCCAUUGAGGAGUCCGCCUGAUAAUAUGAGAGUGAGUUUAUACAACAGAAAAAAGGAUGGUACCCGCAUGUCUAAUGUUGGCUUAAUCAAUACCAUUGAGAUUUCAAGAUAUAAUGAAUGAUGUUUUUUUU